AUGGGCAGUCCGGAUAUGGGUGGCCCAGGAUUUGGAGGUGGUGGAAAUCCGAAAGAUGGUAAUAAAGGCCUUGAUCCAUCAGGUCUCCUGGGAGGAAAUCUAAAAGGUGGUAAUCAAGGCUUCGAUCCAUCAAGUCUUUUAGGUAAUGGUGGUGGUGGUAAUCAAGGCUUCGAUCCAUCAAGUCUUUUAGGUAAUGGUGGUGGUGGUAAUCAAGGUUUUGAUCCCUCAAGUUUAUUAAGUGGUCAGAAUAAACAGCCAAAAUCCAGUUCUCCAAACAGUAAUGCGUCAAAAAGUCCUUCAGGAAAUGUUGUUCCGGGAAACCCAGUUCUAGGAAACACUGUUCCAUUAUCAAGUCAAGGCAAGGCUCCUACUUCUAAUUCUGUACCAUCAUCUGGAAGUCCAAAUGCCGCUCCAUCAAAAGGAUCAAAAUCACCGGAUAUUCGCAAAAUACCUUGGCAAGAAAAGGAAAAGGCAUGCAUUUUG
Racocetra fulgida is the source of this 483-nucleotide messenger RNA. NCBI's taxonomy places the organism in Eukaryota, Fungi, Glomeromycota, Glomeromycetes, Diversisporales, Gigasporaceae. The record is from the annotation of a GenBank genome assembly.